Messenger RNA from Hevea brasiliensis (rubber tree), 822 nucleotides. RefSeq lists its product as uncharacterized. Lineage: Eukaryota; Viridiplantae; Streptophyta; Magnoliopsida; Malpighiales; Euphorbiaceae. The record is from RefSeq and is a predicted model, not a curated record. Bases 16 to 588 code for a protein of 190 amino acids. The transcript is spliced from 3 exons. Gene Ontology annotation, molecular function: metal ion binding.
UCUACAUCUAUUUCCAUGUGGGUUCCUUUAAAGCAAAGAAAAUCCUCUAUAAAUAUAGCACGAGGGCCAAGCACGGCAUACCACACUCGAAACCAAGAAAACAUAAGUUCAGGCGCUGCCAUCCCCUGCUUCGACAAUACUCACAACCCAAAAGAGCAAAACAGAGUAUCACAACAUCAAACCAACACUAUGAAGCAAAAGGUGGUGAUUAAUGUUUCCCUGAAUGGCGAAAAGUCCCGCUCUAAAGCCUUGAAGAUUGCAGUCAGCGUUUCAGGAGUCGAAUCAGCUGCUUUAGGAGGGAAAGACAAGAGCCAGAUAGAGGUGGUAGGGGAUAUCGACGCUGUAUAUCUAACAACGCAGCUAAGAAAGAACGUUGGCCAUGCAGAGCUUGUAAGUGUAAGCGCUGUGGGAGAAAAGAAAGAGGAGAAGAAAGAGGAGAAGAAAGAAGAGAAAAAAGAGGACGUGAAAGUGCAGCAAAUGCCAUUGGUCUGGCCUUAUGUGGGUAGCGUGCCUCAUCAUCAAUAUAUCUAUGAGGUUACGCACCCACGAGCGCAGUACCAAGACCCCUACUCUUGUUCCAUCAUGUAAUUGCGAAAUAGACACAGAAUUCCCAGUUUCCAGGUUCAAGUCUUAAGGAGACGGUUCAGAAUUCAGACAUGAGAACUUGGAACCUUGGCUGAUGAGUGAUGCUCGUGUUAAAAUCUUUUUGUUGUAGAAAUCCUGAAAUUAUUGGUUCAUGUUUGCCCAGUUGCAAUCUAAAUUAUAACAUCUGUAUGAAUUAUUGGAUUAUAUAUAUAUUUUUUAUCUGUUCUUCUUCCUAAA